Molecule: messenger RNA, 2504 nt
Organism: Danio aesculapii
Lineage: Eukaryota; Metazoa; Chordata; Actinopteri; Cypriniformes; Danionidae
Gene: elp2
Product: elongator acetyltransferase complex subunit 2
Exons: 22
Coding region: 11-2476 (821 amino acids)
Biological process (GO): tRNA wobble uridine modification
Cellular component (GO): elongator holoenzyme complex
Molecular function (GO): protein binding
Source: RefSeq, a predicted model, not a curated record
AGCGUUGAAGAUGGCAGCGCCAGUAAUGGACACAUGUCAUGUCUCCUGUUGUGCAAACCGUACUCCUAAUGUUGUGUCCUGGGGCAGAGGAGGGCUCAUUGCGUUUGGGACAUGUAAUUCAGUUGCCAUUUAUAAUCCAAAGGAAAUAAGAGUUGUCGAUCUGCUGAAUAAACAUACUGGAAGGGUGAACGCUGUCCAGUGGGUUCAUGAACCAGACUGCAGUCCAGAGACCCAGCUGAUAUCUGGUGGGUCAGAUAAUAAUGUUAUUGUUUGGGAGAAGCAUGAUGGGAAGUUCAGAGCAUGUGCAGUGUGUUCAGGACACUCAGGACCAGUGUGUGCAGUGGAUGCAGUGUCUCUUUCCUCCUCUCAUUUACUGGUGGCCUCAGCAUCAUCUGACUCCACUGUUAAACUCUGGACAUACACCUCUGAUACAGCCGAAUGCCUCCAGACCGUAGCUUUCGGGAGCGGGUUCAUGAUGGAUGUCUCCUUGGCGCUGUUGCCAGGCAGCAGAGUUCCCGUAUUGGCCUGUGGGGGAGAUGAUAGCAGAGUUCAUCUUUAUGUGCAGCUCAGUGGACAGUUUCAGAGGGUUCUGACUCUGACCGGACAUGAGGAUUGGGUCCGAUGUGUGGAGUGGGCCAAUAAAGAUGGAGAGCUGUGGCUCGCCAGCUGUUCACAGGACUGUCUGAUCAGAGUGUGGAGACUGUUUGCCAAGACGGCCACUGAACCAGACCAUCAGACUGACGGCGUUAUCAAAAUGAAGGAAAACAUCUUUCAAGUGUCUGGAGAGGAAUUUGCUGUGACUCUUGAAACAGUGUUGGCUGGCCAUGAAAACUGGGUUUAUGGAAUUCAUUGGCAACCUCCAUCUGUUAAAGGUGACUCAGUGGAACAGUCCCUAAAGCUGCUUUCUGCCUCAAUGGACAAGACCAUGAUCUUAUGGGGGCCAGAGGAGGAUUCAGGCAUGUGGGUGGAAAUGGUUCGUGUUGGUGAAGUUGGAGGAAACACCCUGGGUUUCUAUGGGUGUCAGAUGAGUCCAGACGGCUCUAUGAUUCUGGCUCAUGCCUUUCACGGAGCACUACAUCUUUGGCACCAUGAUAGCAACCAGGAAUGGAGGCCUAGUGUGGUCAUUUCAGGUCACUUUAACGCAGUGCAGGACUUGAGCUGGGACCCUGAAGGAGAGUUCAUCAUCACUGUUGGUUCAGACCAAACCACCAGACUCUUUACACCCUGGAUGAGAAAAGGAAGCUCACAGAUUACUUGGCAUGAGAUCUCAAGACCACAGAUCCACGGCUACGACAUGCAGUGUCUGACUAUGGUUGGCCGCUUUCAGUUUGUGUCCGGUGCUGACGAGAAGGUCCUUCGGGUGUUCAAGGCUCCGCGGAAUUUUGUGGAGAACUUCGCCCACAUAUCAGGCACCUCUCUGGAGAAACUGCUAGGCUGUAAUGAUAUAACAGAUCUCCCAGAAGGAGCCAGCACUCCUGCCCUAGGCCUGUCCAACAAGGCCGUGUUUCAAGGUGACCUCACGUCACCGAGCCCUCAACAGGAUGGCGGAGAUUUCAAUAGCCUGUCUGACCAAUAUAAAGAGUCCUACUUUCAACCUCUCAAACUCACAGAGCCUCCGACAGAGGACGACCUCUUGCAGAACACGCUGUGGCCAGAGGUACAGAAGCUGUACGGGCAUGGCUUUGAGAUGUUUUGUCUGGCGUCGGAUUGUGCGAGGACGGUGGUGGCCUCGGCAUGUAAGGCCUCUAAAGCAGAGCAUGCAUCUAUUCUUCUGUGGAGCACGGCAUCAUGGAAACAGCUUCAGUCGCUCUCCUGCCACAGCCUGACCAUCACUCAGAUGGCCUUUUCCCCAAAUGGACAGCUUCUGCUCGCUGUUUCUCGAGACCGCACAUGGUCAUUAUGGAGAAGAGGAAACCCUGACUCGGAUACAGAGGUGAAAUUUUCUCUCUAUGCAAACACUAGUAAGGACACAUCAGUUCACACACGCAUCAUUUGGUCAUGUGACUGGAGUGCUGACAACAAGUACUUUGUGACAUCAAGUCGAGACAAAAAGGUGAUCAUCUGGGGUCAUGCUGGCUCUGGAGUUGCUGUCGGGGAGGGUGAGGAUGCAUGUGUGACUUCCUGUUCUUCUGUUCUGGAUGUUGGAGAUUCAGCCACUGCCGUGUCUGUCUGCCCAUUUCUAUGUUCCGACCGGAGUUAUUUGCUAGCUGUAGGUCUAGAGAAUGGACAGGUUUUGCUGUAUAAAUGGAAGCCAUCAGAGGAUCUGUCUUCUGGAUCAGACUGGAGCAGAUGUAAAGAAACCGAUGCUUGUCAGGGUCACACUAUGGUGGUAAAGAGGCUGCGCUGGAGGCCGAGGCUGGGAAGAGGUGGCCAUGGUGUACAGGAUGGCAAUGAAGAGCAAGCUUGGGUCCAGUUAGCAAGCGCUGGUGCUGAUCAUGUCGUCAAAAUCUUCGACAUCAACAUAUCUGCACUAUGACCUGCUGAUAUUCAGCAGUGACUAACUA